Molecule: messenger RNA, 1627 nt
Organism: Limulus polyphemus (Atlantic horseshoe crab)
Lineage: Eukaryota; Metazoa; Arthropoda; Merostomata; Xiphosura; Limulidae
Product: serpin B6-like
Exons: 2
Coding region: 340-1524 (394 amino acids)
Molecular function (GO): serine-type endopeptidase inhibitor activity
Source: RefSeq, a predicted model, not a curated record
UGUAGUUCGUAAAAAGAUCUGAUAUGACCUCGCCUCCUACGUGUCUUAUUAUCUUUCGCCAACUUACCAAUCAACAGAAACUAGUUUCUCAUUACAUAAAGCGCAUGAGCUCGUGUUCGUUAUGAAACUCCCCUGGAAAUCCCCGGAGCUAGCUCACCAUACUAUAUAUAUUAGGUGAACCCCCAAGUCCACUCUGAGAGCUCGAAGAUCUCCUGAAGUGUGUUGUUUGUUUGAGGCCUAACCUAACUCGCUAGUGAUUACCUUUUGUUGUUGAUGUUGUAACAUAAGUCUUUAGUAAACUGUAAACUAGACUACAGUCAUCUCAAGGCGGACGUCAACAUGGACGCUGUGCUGUUUUGGACCAUCCUUGUCUCUGUCUUCUGUGGUUUUGUUGUGUUGCAAGAACAGGAAGAUGCAAAAGUGGUCGAAGUUAACAAUCAGUUUGCACUAAAUCUCUUGAAGUCACUGGAUAGGAAAAAUAAUGUUCUUAUCUCACCUUGGAGCUUAUCCGUGUCUUUGGGGAUGGCUUAUCUAGGUGCUGCUGGUGGUACUGCUCAAGAAAUGGAAGAAGUUUUAGGUUAUCGCACUCUGGGGAUCGAAGGUGAGUUUCUUCAUAACGGUUUCAAAAAGGAACAGGGUAGAAUCAACAGCAUCCAGGAACAGUACCAACUCAGCAGUGUAAACGCAGUGCUCAUUCACAAAGGAUACACCAUUUCCAAAUCUUACUCAGAUGGUUUGGAAGACUAUUAUCAAUCCUCUUUAAAAGAGGUAAAUUUCACAGACCCUGAGACGGUUUUGCAGUGGGCUAACGCAUGGGGCUACUGGGCUUCUAAGAGCAGUAUCCAAAAUCUCCUGAGAGAUUCGCCGUCGAAAACCACUAAGCUAUUGUUGCUAAACGGUGUUUAUUUCAAGGGGAAGUGGCUGAAACAAUUUGACCCUAAAAACACGCAAGAGGAAGUUUUUACCACUGAAAACGGUCAAGAGGUUGUGGUUCCGAUUAUGCACGAGACGUUCAAUGCUUCCUAUGCUGAGUAUCCAAAGCUUGGUACCUAUGCUGUAAGCUUACCUUACACUGACGAAGAACUAAGUUUUAUAGUGCUUCUUCCAUCAACGAACAGUGACCUAAAGACUGUGGAAAAGGGGCUUACGACAGCUAUAUUGGAUGACAUCUUAGCCCACAUGACAUCUGAACAAGUUAGAGUUGGCUUACCUAAAUUUGAAUUAAAAUAUAACCACAAAAUGAAAGAAGCUCUGAAGAACAUUGGCAUGCGGUUAGCGUUUAGCGAGAUUAAGGCUGACUUUUCUGGAAUCACCGGAAAACGUGACUUGCACGUGGAAGAGAUUAUUCAUCAAACUGUGAUACAAGUAAGCGAAGAAGGCACGGUGGCGGCAGCAAACAGCGUUGUUCAGCUCGGCAAUAGACGAAAAUCCUUAGAGUUAACUAUUAAUAGACCUUUCUUGUUCUUUAUCCGUGACAACAGAAGUGGGAUCAUCCUUUUUAUGGGCCGAGUUGUCAUGUUGUAGUACUAAAAGACAAACAGUCGUAUAUGUUAUACUUUGAUUUGUUAUUUGUUGUUACUCAUCACGACGAGGAAUAAAAUAACUUAAUAUUAAGUAUCAUCAAGAU